Messenger RNA from Acyrthosiphon pisum (pea aphid), 3377 nucleotides. Its product is annotated as zinc finger protein rotund. The record is from RefSeq and is a predicted model, not a curated record. NCBI's taxonomy places the organism in Eukaryota, Metazoa, Arthropoda, Insecta, Hemiptera, Aphididae. The coding region runs from base 260 to 3148 and encodes 962 amino acids. Gene Ontology annotation, molecular function: DNA-binding transcription factor activity, RNA polymerase II-specific; RNA polymerase II cis-regulatory region sequence-specific DNA binding. Gene Ontology annotation, cellular component: transcription regulator complex; nucleus; chromatin. The transcript has 7 exons. Gene Ontology annotation, biological process: regulation of transcription by RNA polymerase II.
UUUUUUCCCCUUCUCAGUUUUCCGGCAUCGUUCGUUCUGUACGGUUUUCCCGAGCGCGAGACAUUUUCCACACACAUAAAAAACUCAACACACACAAAACGAUACGAACAAUAUUUCACAUAAUACACGAACAAUCGUGGUGAACGGACACGUACCGCUCGUGUACUCGCCGAUACGUCAUUGAAGCGCGCGAGCCACCGCCGUCACAUCAGUACAUAUUAAUAUUGUUUCCGUUUUCGCCACGCCGCCAGCCACUGCUAUGACGACACGGCAGCGAAACGAGCAGCGGCCGGAUGACGACGACGACGAUGACGGCGGCGGCGACGGUGACGAUGACGAUGCGGUUUCGCGGUCGCCGCCGCCACCACCGCCACCACCGCCACCACCGCUAUCACCAGAACCGCCACCACCGCCGCUGCCACCACCGUUGCUGCCGCCGCCACCACCGCCGGCGCCGCGAUCUCCGUCGUCACCGGCUCCACCGUCCCCGCCACCGACUGUACGACCGACACCGGAAGACUUGGCGGUCGGAGGGUCUGUCGCAUCCGCAGCCGUGGCCGCUGCGGCUGCCAAGUUGCGGCCGGCCGAGUCGCUGAUGCUGAGCCCGUCGCUGUACUACAAACGUCUGUUGGCCGCAAACGUGGCCGCCACUUUCGGCAAAGCCGUCAAGGCGCACCACCAACAGCAGCAGCACCACCAACAGCUGCAGCAGCAACAGUUACAAUUGCACCCCCACGUUCACCACGGUGUCGGUGGCCAUCACCACGUCACCGCGCUACACAACGCACACGGAUUGCAUUUGCAGGCGGCCGCGGGUCACCAUCACCAACAUCAACUCGUGGGCCAUCUCCAGCCGCAGCAGCAGCAGCAACCGUCAGCCGCAACCGCAUCCGCUGGUGAUAGAUCCGCUGGCGCCUGCACGUCCGGCGAUGACGACGAAGACGACGGCGAUGACGACGACGACGACGAUGACGACGAUGAUUGCGACGACGAGGACGACGACGCGGACAGCGGCGGACACCAUCACAAAAUCGGCGGCGUGGAGAAGGCGGCUUUCCUGUGGCCGUCGCCGGAGCAACAGGCACAGCAGCAGCAGCAACAACAGCAGCAGCAGCAACAGCAACAGCAGCAGCAACAGCAGCAACACCAACAACAGCAACAGCAGCAGCAGCAGCAGCAACAACAGCAGCAGAAUAACCUUGCCGCGGCCGUUGGUCAGACCUUGGGCCCCGGCGCCGGUAGCCUGAACAAUAACAAUAACAAUAGCAGCAACAACAACAACAACAACAACAACAACAGCAGCAGCCACCUGAACGGCAACAAGUGUGGCGUCGGCGGUGCCGGGUCGGUCGUCCACCCGCAACACCUACAGCAGCAAGGUGGCGCGGCCACCGGGGCGGGCGGCACCGGACUGGUGCACUGGAUGUCCAUGAUGGCCGAGCACAUGAACAACGCCGCGGCCACACAUCACCACCACCAUCACCCGCAUCACCAUCAUCACCCGGCCGAUCCGGCCAACGCCAUGCACUAUAUGUGGAACACGCCGGCCGUCGACGUGCAAUGCGGUGGACAUGGCAAAGAAGUGGACUAUAGUUGGACUAGACAGACAGCCAUGAAACAAGGCUAUGAGGCGAAAAUGAACAACAACGAUCACAUUCAACAGCUUUCAAAAGGUGGUAUGGAAGAUGGUUCUGGUAUGUACCAGCAGCACGGUGGUGGUACGCCGAGGUCGCAUAGUACGGCAAGUACGGCUAGCAGCAUCUCACCCACUGGUAACUCGGCGACGCCCAUGUUGAUCGUACCACACCCGAUAAAUGCCGCUAAAAUCACGGACGCACAUCACGUGGUCACUCAUCAAAAUGGUGGUGGCCGAAAAUAUACUUGCAAAAUGUGCCCAUCGGGUCGCGGUAGGAAGCGGGGCGUGAACAAAGGUAGAGACGGUCUCGGAUGGUCGAGUGUGGACCACGGAAACCCAGAGCAGAUAUUCGCAUCCAAGUCGGAAUUGCAAUUGCACUCGCAGCUGCACGUCAAAGACGUAAAACCAUACAAAUGCCAUCAGUGCAACAAAACAUUCGCCAACAGCUCGUACCUGAGCCAGCACACGCGCAUCCAUCUAGGCAUCAAACCGUACCGGUGCGACAUCUGCCAGCGGAGGUUCACACAGCUCAGCCACCUGCAGCAGCACAUACGCACGCAUACCGGCGACAAGCCAUACAAGUGCAGGCACCCGGGUUGCACCAAGGCGUUCUCGCAGCUCAGCAACCUGCAGUCGCAUUCCCGGUGCCACCAGACGGACAAGCCAUUCAAGUGUAACUCGUGCUAUAAGUGCUUCCAGGACGAGCAGUCGCUGCUCGAGCACAUACCCAAGCACAAGGAGUCUAAACACCUCAAGACGCACAUAUGCCAGUACUGUGGCAAGUCGUACACGCAGGAGACGUACCUGUCCAAGCACAUGCAGAAGCAUGCCGAGCGGAUGGACAAGCGGCCGCCGAUCAUCGGCAUACCGCGCGUGGCCCUGGAGAACGGCGCGUACUGGGGCAAGAUGUCGCCGGAUACAGCCAACAACCUGGUGGAGGCCAUCAACCAGCAACAGCAGCAGCAAGAGUGUAUGCAAGGAGGAGGCGGCGGCGGUUCUAACGGAGGCGGUGGCGUCGCAACCGCCGGUGACUUGAACGCCGGCGGACCGUCCAGCACCGCGGCGUCCGUGGCCGCCGACGAUCAGCCGUCCAACAGGCACGGCACCCACCUACCCCCCGCUCCGCCCGAGUACCUGUCGGACACGUCGUCCGUUCCCAAGACGAGCACGUCCGCGUUCACGCCCAUCCAGUCGUUCGGACUGCCGACGCACCCACCGCCGCCACCAUCGCACCACCCUCACCACCCGCACCAUCAGCAGCACCAUCAGCAGACCAUGUACAUGCCGUACAACCACUUGUCGUUCUCGGGCGCCAAGCAGCUGGGCGCGCACGGCCACCAACUGUCGCCGAUGGCCGGGCCCAUGGACAUGAAGCCGCCGUCCGUCGGGUCCAACGGGUUCCCCAACCAGCUGAUCUCGCUGCACCACAUACGCAACUACUCGCACCAGCCGAGUCCGUCGGCCAUAAUGUCCGAACACCUGUUGCACGGCAUGAAGGACAAGGUGCAGUAGUAGUGGGUGAUGAGCGGCGGGCAUCGUCGUACCCACUAUAAGUUUAUAUUAUAAUGUACCCACAUCGGCACGCCGCCGCGACCCGCUGGGCCGUACCGUGUGUCAAAAUAUCUGUAUUUAUGUAUAGUUUAAUAUUAUGCAGAAUGUCAUAAUAAUAUUAUCAUUAUUAUAUGUGUAUUGUAUCGGUACGCGGAAAACCGUAUUGAUAAUAAUAUUUAUGAAACGCCCG